This is a messenger RNA of Actinia tenebrosa (Australian red waratah sea anemone), 2102 nucleotides long. Its product is annotated as trace amine-associated receptor 6-like. Gene Ontology annotation, molecular function: G protein-coupled receptor activity. The record is from RefSeq and is a predicted model, not a curated record. Gene Ontology annotation, biological process: G protein-coupled receptor signaling pathway. Lineage: Eukaryota; Metazoa; Cnidaria; Anthozoa; Actiniaria; Actiniidae. Gene Ontology annotation, cellular component: membrane.
AUGCAUCCAGUUGGUUGGUCAAUAUGCAGAUGUUAAUGAAAAUGAUUUUCACUAAAUAUUGUCGUUUAGAGAAUUGAACUUUUCAUUUGCGGUAGCUCGGCUAGUAGAGUACGGUGCAAGACAGUUUCUUUCUUCUAUUUUUUCUUUUUUUCAAAUGCGAAUCUUUAGCUGACCACAAGGAACUCUGGAACUCUGCACGAUAAAUACAACAGCUACAAAAAGGCAAAUUAUAACUGCGAACUCUUGAAAACACAAAACUUCGUUCCCCAUUGUUUUACUGUACUUUAUUUUAAUUCCAUCUAUCGAAAGUCUUCGGGUAACUUUUUCUAYAUCAUCAGCUACUAACGGCUUAGUGUACUGUGAUUAACUGAAUUCCAAAUCGCAAACCACCAAACGCCGAAAACUACCUUUAAUAACUUCGAACUCUGAAGCCACGAGCAAGCACUCAACAAUGCAGUCCAAUCUUACGACAAUUUGUUCCGGGGAGUUGAACUACCCAACGUCCAUCAUCCUAGCAUUUCUUCAUACCAUUUCGGGGAUGUUCUCCGUUGGUGGGAAUUUGUUCGUUCUCGUAGCGAUAUUCCAGACUCCGUCUCUACACACAACAUCCAACUAUUUCAUUGCUAGCCUGGCAGUAGCUGACCUAUCGGUUGGACUGAUCAUCAACCCGUUAUGGGUCACUAAAAGUGUACUGAACAUUUGGGAAAACAGCCACUUUCUGACAAUGUUCACAGAGUUUAUGAGCAUGCAGACGCUAUUUACCACGACCUACAGUCUCGCGUUUGUCAGCUACGAUCGCUACCUUGCUGUAACUUCAGUAUUUCGAUAUUUACACCUGAUGACUAUAAAAAGAUGCGUACUUUCAAUUGCGUUGGUCUGGGUUUUGUCGUUUGGAUUCGGUGCUGUGAGAUUCGCUGUAAUAAACCCUCUAAUGUUGCCAUAUCUGUGGACAGUCGUUGCUGUCAUAUGCUAUACCAUCCCGUUCACCAUUAUCGCAUAUUCCUACUAUUUUAUUUUUAAGGAAGCUAGGCGACAGAGACGACAAAUCGAAGCAGUUGAAAACUCUAUCAGCACCAGGGAAACAUCGGAGACCAUCCGAAGCGAGACUAAAAAUCGAAAAGCAGCUUACACGAUUGGUAUUGUUAUAGGACUUUAUUUGCUAUUUGCUUUUCCAAGCAUGGUUAUCACUGCCAUUCAGUUGAUAACCUCAGACAAUUGCUUAAAAGUUCGAAUAAUACGCAUGUGGUUUUGGGGAGCGCUUGUUUCGUUCGCUUCGUCUGCUUGUAACCCGUGGGUGUACGCAGCAAGAAUAACGGAGUACAGACAGGCUUUCAAGAGUAUUUUGAGUUAUAUUUGCCCAUUCAAGUUCUCUAUUGCUACCCGUAACAAUAAGAUAAAAUGCUUGACUAUACCCAAGGCGAAGGACAAUGAAAUGGGAUGACGAUUACUUAACGAGAUGCAAAGUGGAAAAUUAAUAAAAGUGUGGUUCGGGCUCUUCUUCCACUGGAUUCCAACUGCAAUUUAGAUAAGUUGAUUUUUACGGAGCGGGAGGAAAACCGGAGAACUCGGCGAAAAACUAUCGAAGCACAAGAGAGAACCAACAAACAACUCUGCUCACAUAAAACGCAUAGUACAAUUACAAGGACGAUGCUAUAAUAUGCCAUAUGCGAUGGCUUUUACAAUCCUUAUAAAUUCGCCGCCAUUUAUUUCCGAGUUUGAUUCAGGUUUUYCCCCCCAAGAGACCGGCAUUGUUAAGUUUAGCGUCCAGCCUCUCAUACGACUGCGUUGAGUUGAACAGAAACCCGCUAGAUUGUCAGUAAUUAUUACAGAAACUCUACUUAUUACUGUUGAAUCUGUUUGAUUAAGGAAAAAUUUUAUAUUAAAAGUAAACGAACAUCUGAAAAAAAUAUGAAGCGUUCUCCAAUAUCAAUAAAGGGAAUUUUUAACAUAGAAUUUAAUUUAAACAGUAAAAAGUUCAUAAAAGGGGAGAAUAAAAAAGGAAGUGGUGUUUGAUAGGACCGAUAGAAAAGAAAUGGCYUUCUCCCUUAUCAAUCAUUGAAAAAAAAAAAUUUACAAUGAAAUAAACACAUUUAUUUUCAAAA